This is a messenger RNA of Carlito syrichta (Philippine tarsier), 4141 nucleotides long. Its product is annotated as serine/threonine-protein phosphatase 6 regulatory ankyrin repeat subunit B. Gene Ontology annotation, molecular function: protein binding. The record is from RefSeq and is a predicted model, not a curated record. Lineage: Eukaryota; Metazoa; Chordata; Mammalia; Primates; Tarsiidae. The coding region runs from base 50 to 3466 and encodes 1138 amino acids. The transcript has 29 exons.
GCCACCACUGGUCCAAGCCAUCUUUAGUGGCGACCCUGAGGAAAUACGCAUGCUCAUCCACAAGACGGAGGACGUGAACACUCUGGAUUCUGAGAAACGGACCCCUCUUCAUGUGGCUGCGUUUCUGGGAGAUGCAGAGAUCAUUGAACUCCUGAUCCUGUCAGGGGCUCGUGUGAAUGCCAAGGACAACAUGUGGCUGACCCCCCUGCAUCGGGCUGUGGCCUCCAGGAGUGAAGAAGCUGUGCAAGUGUUGAUCAAACACUCGGCGGACGUCAACGCUCGGGAUAAGAACUGGCAGACACCCCUUCACGUGGCCGCGGCCAACAAAGCUGUCAAGUGUGCGGAAGCCAUCAUUCCCAUGCUUAGCAGUGUCAACGUGUCCGACCGUGGGGGGCGCACAGCUCUGCACCAUGCAGCCCUGAAUGGCCAUGUGGAGAUGGUCAAUCUGCUCCUGGCCAAGGGGGCGAAUAUCAACGCCUUUGACAAGAAGGACCGGCGCGCUCUGCAUUGGGCGGCGUACAUGGGCCAUCUGGAUGUUGUGGCAUUGCUCAUUAACCGCGGUGCGGAGGUGACCUGCAAGGACAAGAAGGGCUACACACCCUUGCACGCUGCGGCCUCCAAUGGGCAGAUUGGUGUGGUCAAGCAUCUACUGAACCUGGGAGUGGAGAUCGAUGAGGCCAAUGCGUAUGGCAAUGCGGCGCUGCACAUCGCUUGCUACAAUGGGCAGGAUGCGGUGGUCAGUGAGCUGGUGGACUAUGGCGCCAACGUGAACCAGCCCAACACUGGCGGUUUCACACCCUUGCACUUUGCUGCUGCCUCCACACAUGGCGCGCUAUGUCUCGAGCUGCUGGUGAACAACGGCGCGGAUGUGAAUGUCCAGAGUAAAGAUGGCAAAAGCCCAUUGCACAUGACAGCCGUCCAUGGAAGAUUCACUCGGUCACAAACCCUCAUUCAGAAUGGAGGUGAGAUUGACUGCGUGGACAAGGAUGGCAACACUCCCCUCCAUGUGGCUGCAAGACAUGGCCAUGAGCUACUGAUCAACACCCUGAUCACCAGCGGAGCCGACACAGCCAAGUGUGGGGUCCACAGCAUGUUCCCCCUACACUUGGCUGCCCUAAAUGCGCACUCUGACUGCUGCAGGAAGCUGCUGUCAUCUGGCUUUGAAAUAGACACCCCUGAUAAAUUUGGAAGAACGUGCCUUCAUGCCGCUGCUGCAGGAGGUAAUGUGGAGUGUAUAAAACUCUUGCAGAGCAGCGGAGCAGAUUUCCAUAAAAAGGACAAAUGUGGAAGGACCCCUCUGCACUAUGCUGCUGCCAACUGUCAUUUCCACUGCAUCGAGGCCUUGGUGACUACAGGGGCCAGUGUGAAUGAGACGGAUGAGUGGGGGCGCACGGCUCUACACUAUGCUGCUGCAUCAGAUAUGGACAGAAAGUGUCUGGAGUUUCUGCUUCAGAAUGAUGCGGACCCCUCCAUCCGGGACAAGGAGGGAUACAACAGCGUACAUUAUGCUGCUGCCUAUGGACACAGGCAGUGUCUGGAGCUGGGUCUACACGUCAACCUUGACAAGUUAACAUCAUUAGUCAUCAAGGUCUACGUGUCAGCUUUACUAGGUUUACAAAUGUUUGUAAACAUCACUUGUCAUCAGGGUCUACAUGUUGGCUUUGAUAGUUUUGCAAACAUCAUUCGUUAUCAGUGUCUACAUGUCAGCUUUGACAGGUUUGUAAAUGUCAUUCGUCACCAGGGACGACAUGUCAGCUUUGACAGUUUCACAAAUAUCAUUAGUUCUUACCAGUCCUGCAGGACUGAUGGAGUAAAUACUGGAUAUUGUCAUGUUUUCCUUAUUGCCCAUUUGCUGGUGAAAAUGGAUAUGAAGUGCCUGACUUUCUUGUUCCUCGAGGUGGACAAGCUUUCCAAGGAGAAGGGAAUGCAGGAUGGGCUAGAACACCUCUUGGAAAGGACCAACAGUGGUUUCGAGGAAUCCGAUUCUGGUGCUACCAAGAGCCCGCUGCAUUUAGCCGCUUACAAUGGGCACCACCAAGCCCUGGAGGUGUUGCUGCAGUCGCUGGUGGACCUGGACAUUAGGGAUGAGAAGGGCCGCACAGCCCUGGACCUGGCUGCCUUCAAGGGACACACAGAGUGCGUGGAGGCGCUUCUCAACCAGGGUGCGUCCAUCCUAGUGAAAGACAGUGUCACCAAGAGAACCCCACUGCAUGCCUCAGUAAUUAAUGGCCACACGCUGUGUUUGCGACUUUUGCUAGAAAUUGCGGACAACCCAGAAGUGGUGGACGUGAAAGACGCCAAAGGACAAACCCCACUGAUGCUUGCAGUAGCAUAUGGACAUAUUGAUGCUGUUUCAUUGUUACUUGAAAAGGAAGCAAACGUAGAUGCUGUGGAUGUCCUAGGAUGCACAGCUUUACACAGAGGGAUCAUGACAGGACAUGAGGAGUGUGUGCAGAUGCUGCUGGAGCAGGAAGUGUCAAUUCUCUGUAAAGAUUCUCGAGGGAGGACACCCUUGCACUAUGCAGCUGCCCGCGGCCAUGCCACGUGGCUGAGUGAGCUGCUCCAGAUGGCUCCCUCAGAGGAGGACUGUUGCUUCAAGGACAACCAUGGCUACACACCACUGCACUGGGCCUGCUACAAUGGUAAUGAAAACUGCAUAGAAGUCCUCUUGGAGCAGAAGUGUUUCCGCCAGUUUAGCGGCAAUCUCUUCACCCCGCUGCACUGUGCAAUAAUAAAUGAUCAUGAGAGCUGUGCAUCAUUGCUACUUGGGGCCAUAGAUUCCAGUAUCGUCAGCUGUAGAGAUGAUAAAGGCAGGACACCCCUUCACGCGGCAGCAUUUACUGACCACGUGGAGUGCCUGCAGCUGCUUCUGAGACACAAUGCCCACGUGGAUGCCGUGGACAGUUCGGGGAAGACAGCACUGAUGAUGGCUGCAGAGAAUGGGCAGGCGGGUGCCGUGGAUGUUUUGGUGAACAGUGCCCAGGCUGACCUGGCUAUGAAGGAUAAGGACCAGAACACACCCUUGCAUCUGGCUAGUAGUAAAGGUCAUGAAAAAUGUGCCUUGUUAAUCCUUGACAAGAUACAAGACGAGAGCCUUAUUAAUGCAAAAAAUAAUGCACUGCAGACACCCCUCCAUGUAGCCGCACGCAAUGGCUUGAAGGUGGUCGUGGAGGAGCUGCUGGCCAAGGGGGCCUGUGUACUUGCUGUAGAUGAAAAUGGUCACACCCCGGCCCUGGCUUGCGCUCCUAACAGAGACGUGGCUGACUGCCUGGCCCUCAUUCUGGCUACCAUGAUGCCUUUCUCUCCUUCCAAUACAAUGGCGGCUGUCAACUUCGUUUGUUUAAAAAAAGACCAUUUGAGCAGGACGACCCUCUCCAAUCUGGGGAGCAUGGUCAGCCUGUGCAGCAACAACGUAGACUCGGAGGACGGGUACAACGAGAACGACUCUGACUCGGAGACCUUUUGACUUUGGAAGGUAGAAGCCUUUCCUUGGUUGCCCGCAUGGCAGGAAGGAAAAGCAGCUUGAAUUCCAGGUCUCUGUUGUAUCCAAGUAGGAUUUGGGGCCUGGGCUUUCAGAAGCCAAUAGAAAAGGAACUAAACCAGGAGGGCAGCGGGACAGCAGGGCAGAGCACCCACACAGGCAGCCCCAUUUGUCUCCUUUUGCGAUUUCCUGAGAUCUAAGGCACUUCUGGGAAAGUCUACCUCUCAUCCUAAGGAAGAGAUAAAAAGUGUUCAAUUCCUUUUCUCUGGGGAUAAGGCAGCUGUUUGCUAGCAAGAAUUUGUGUUUCACACACUCAGCAGUGAUUUCUUGAUGUGUAUCCAUGUGACAUUCACAUCCACGGGAGGAGGGAGAGGUAGACAGGAAAUGCCUUGACCCCCUUCUCCCUUUGAUGUUUACUUCCUCACUCAAAGCCAAAGGUAAAGGUGUUCAUCUGCAGAAAUAAGGCCUGUGAUAAAGGGAGUCCAGCUGUUUCUGUCCCCUCUGUAGUAAGUAUUUAAAUAUCCAGAACUUCUUUCCGAGGUCUUUGCUAGAGUUACCAGAUGCAUUGAAAAACUGAACUUGCUUUUUUUGCUUAACACAAAUGUGGCAUCCAGUGUUCCCCAUAACAAGCCUGCGACUAAUUUUCGCCCAAGUAAUCGA